Messenger RNA from Eriocheir sinensis (Chinese mitten crab), 1751 nucleotides. RefSeq lists its product as uncharacterized. NCBI's taxonomy places the organism in Eukaryota, Metazoa, Arthropoda, Malacostraca, Decapoda, Varunidae. Gene Ontology annotation, molecular function: zinc ion binding. The annotation marks the transcript as partial. The record is from RefSeq and is a predicted model, not a curated record. The transcript is spliced from 5 exons.
UUCUGGCGCCCGACGCAUCUGAUUGGCUGUUCAGCAGCGCGUCUGUGAUUGGUUCACUUCGCCUCCCAUCUCUCUCUAGCUCUCGAUGACGUCAUUUGUAAACAAAACCUGGCGGGAUAUCAUAGCAGAGACUGCUCAACAUAGACUCAUUUCCCGGCUAAUAUCAUGGUCUCCUUAGACAUUUACAUUACUCCACAUAGUGUGAUGCAGUGCCUACACGUUCUACAGUAGUAAUACCACCGCGGCACCGCCACAACGGUAGAGAGGGAUGACCUGAUGCCGCUAUCCCGACAUGGUAUACCUCCACCACAGCCUGUAACAGUGGCUGUUCAUCUUCACCCACACCUGAUUUCUUGAGAUGGAAAGACUGUAUGGAACUGGACAUUGGAGUCAAUUACACGGCUCAUUCUGGACCAAAGAAAUCAUGUGAUGGCACCAAACAGAUAUUCUACUGUCGAAGAUCAGGUGUUCAGUCAACGAAGAUUUCCAGUAAGAGUCGUGCAGAAAAGAGCCAAGGUACCUGUAAGAUGGGGUUUUACUGCACCUCAUCAAUUGAAGUUGUGAAGAAGGAUGAAAAGAUUUGUGUGACCUUUUACUCUGACCAUCGUGAUCACAACCUUGAUUUUAACAGCCAGGUUCACAUGACACUUCCCAAGAGUGAACAGGAUAAGAUUGCAGCUUGUGAUGAAAUCAUCAUAUCUGCAAAGCGUAUGAUUACACAAGGGAUCGAACAUGACAUAAUUUUGGACAGAGUGCGGGAGUCAGCAGGCAGUAAUCGAAUGUCUUUCUUAGAAAAGAAGGAUAUAGAUAAUAUUUGUGUUAGGUAUGGAUUGAAUAAAACCCACAGCAGACACUCUGAUGACAGCACAAGUGUACGAUUAAUUGUUAAAGAAAUGCAGGAUGCCAAUGAAGUCUUGUAUUUCAAAGAUCAAGGAGAUGUAGAUUCAGAUAAUCCUGAAAUACCAUCCAAAGAAUUUGUAUUAGGUUUUAUGAAAGGGGGACAAGAAUUAAUAUUUUCUACCCAGAUGAAAUCUUGUGACAAGAUACAGGUAUGCAUGGAUUCAACUCAUUGCAUUAGCAAUCAAAUGGUCAGAGUUCUCAUGGAUGAACAAGAAGAAAAUGAAUUUCACAAGCAAUGUAAGGGUUUUCUCAGCUAUUUGUUAGAAGCUGGUUUUGAAAGAUUUCAUGAUUAUUUCAAAGAAAAUUAUCUUUGUGAGAACAGAAUUCAGUUAUGGCCACAGUGCUAUCAUGAGGGUGCAAUUCUAAACACAAACAAUCAUCUAGAGAGCAUCCAUAGACUUUUGAAAUAUGUAUAUUUGAAAGGUAAAAAAGUUAAAAGAUUGGAUUACACAAUACUAGCUUUAAAUAAAAUGGUGAAGGAGAAACUUUUUAAGAGAAUGGUAGACUUGAUGAAGAAAAGAACUGGAAAACCUUUCAGAGAGAGACAUGAAAAAGGCAUGAAGCUCGAAGUUACUCAGGAGGAUCAUGGCCUUUUCACUGUGUCCUCUGAAUCUUUUGAAAAUAAGCUUUAUGAGAUACAGACAAAUAAUCCUACUUGUGAAGUAUGUAGGGAAAGGUGUCCAGACUGUCAUGUCUGUAAAUGCAUGUAUGUGUGCACAUGUGAUGACAAUGCUAAAGGUAUGAAGAACAUAUGUAAGCAUAUACAUACAGUUGCAGAAUUUUUAAGAAAUAAGUCACAGAUAGCUAAACCAAAGUUGCCAACAGAAGAAAUUGAAAAGAUCCAUGAUGUU